Messenger RNA from Stylophora pistillata, 3395 nucleotides. Its product is annotated as ceramide synthase 1. Lineage: Eukaryota; Metazoa; Cnidaria; Anthozoa; Scleractinia; Pocilloporidae. Gene Ontology annotation, molecular function: sphingosine N-acyltransferase activity. Gene Ontology annotation, cellular component: membrane. Gene Ontology annotation, biological process: ceramide biosynthetic process. The record is from RefSeq and is a predicted model, not a curated record.
UUGCCUGCCUCGUGAAAUAUGGACGUUGGAUACUUGGAGGUUUUCAACAAACUAUGGCAUCAUUCUCAGAUUGAAUGGGCGGAAAGAGGCCCGAAAAAAACAUUUAUAAAGGAUUUUUUCAAUGAAAUCUCAAGCUUUGGCUUCAUUUCAGUCGAAGAUAUACUACUUUGUCUUGUUCUUGGCGUGGCUUUCACCAUAUUGCGGUAUUUGAUGUCCACAGUGAUCUUCGAGCCUUAUUUUAAAUGGUGUCAGUUCUCUGAAAAAGAUCAAAAGAAGUCUCCUGAAAAUGCUUUCAAGUUUUUAUUUUACUCCUGCGCUUAUGGCUACUGUACCUACAUUCUGUUUAAUGGAAAAUACUACUUUUUCCAAGAUACAAGAAACUGCUGGAAAGGAUGGUAUAAAGGAAUGCCAGUUAAUCAAGACAUCUACAUCCUGUAUGUGGUACAAAUUGGGUUUUAUUUCCAUUCCAUUUAUGCUACAUUGUUUAUGGAUCAGUGGAGAAGGGAUUCCAUUCUCAUGAUUGUACAUCAUGUUCUAACAAAUGGCCUACUUUUUUUCUCAUUCGCUGUAAGGUACCACAGAAUUGGUGUUAUAGUUUUGUUUCUCCAUGACAUUUCUGAUGUUUUUCUGGAGUUCAGCAAACUCUGCGUUGCUUUCAAGUCACGUGGAGGAAAAUAUCAUCUGAUGCCUGAUAUACUCAGUGUUGUUGGAGUUUCUUGUUUUGCUUUGGUAUGGUUAUAUUGUCGCCUGUACCUCUACCCACUGAAAGUACUUUUUUCUUGUGGCUGUGAUGCUCGACCAGUCCUUCCUGCUGCUCCUUUCUACUUCUUUUUCAAUGCAAUGCUAUGGGCAUUAUUUUUCAUGAACAUUUGGUGGUUUACAUUUAUUGUGUGGCUCCUAGUUCGCAUUAUUGUUGGAAAGAGCACUGGUGUGGAAGACACCCGUGAGAUCCCUGAGCAAUCAGAGAAAGAGAAACAGCUUGCUAAUGGAGAGAACAUAGCAAAUGGAGAACUACAUGAAUCAGCUGGUGAUAAAGCUGUUCUCAUGUAUAAUGGUAAUGGUAUCAAAAGAACUGGAGAAAAUGGUGAACAUGUUGUUCAUGACAAUGAGCAAUUCCGACACAGGCAAGCACACACUAAAAAAGCCAGUCCAUAGGAUGAAUCUCGCAGGUGAAACAGGCCACUAGCAUACCAAAACUCCCACAUGACCACAAUUUGGAUAAAAUUGUGCUCCAUACCACUGAGAAGUUUAAAAGAUGUGAAUAACUUCCAUAGUGUGUUACUGUGUUAACAGUUUGCUUGCUUCAAUAUGAUUAUGCAACUUUCGUCAAUACUUGUAACGAGCAACUAAUAUUUUGUCUGACAGUUCUUGACAUUAGAGUAAUAACUAUUAUUGCAAUGAUUGUGUUUGGUUUGUAAAAUGUUAUCCAAUUGUUGGUUUAAAAAAGUGUGGUGAGCCUCUUCUAAUAAUAUUACAACAAAGAAUAUAUACAGUUAUGUAAAGUCUGCACGCCGUAAGUGAUAUCUAGUUCUUUAAAUAGUAACAUGAUUGUACGUGGCUGUGGAUAUGACCCAAGAACUAAACGUAUUGUGCAUUGAAUUUGUUUUUUUUGUUUUUUUUUUUCUUUUUUUGACAAAAUUUUAGUAAGUGCAGUCCAAUCGAAUAGAACGUUUUUGUUAACGUGUUGGGAAUGUAUGUGCAGUCAAGUUAAUAAGUUAAAUAUUAAGUAAAAUCUUAAUGAUAUGGUUCGAUAGGAAAUUUAUACGUCUUUUGAAUUCAUAACUAGCUACAUGUAUAUUCUUGGAUAAAUAAUUUUUCAAGGAAUAUAUUUAUCAAGGCAUGGGUGUAAUGUGAGGAAUGGUAGAUUUCUUAACAAGGCAAUUGCAGAAUUACUACUUUGGGAUAGUUUUACAAUUGUGUCUUUGUUAGUUGAUUCAUAUUUUGAAUUUAGUAAACGUUCAAGUAAAACUCCAUCAUCAGUCAUCAUUACCUUUACCACAGUAUUUUCAGUGUUCACAUUUUGUAUGUUAAUUUUCGUCUACUCCAGUUAUGCAUCACGUGAUCUUUAUGAGCACAACAAAGUAAAUUUUAAUUUACUGACGAGAAAUGGCCAUUAGCAUUUCGCCAAAUCACAUACAAAGCCUAUAUUUUAUUCUUCGUUUAUUGUGAAAUAGAAAGGAAUUUUUGCGUCAUUUGUUUGUUUGUUUGUUUGAUUUUUUUUUUUUUGUCUCGUCACUUUCGUCAGAAACUGAAUGCAACGAAAAACCAACGCAGUUACAAGAAAAGAGGCAAGAGGACAGUGUUGUAAAUAAGAACACUGCUCAGGACCAGGAGCUCCGAUAGAUUUAAGUAUCUCACUGCAGUAAAAGUUUGAAGCCUUUUUGUCGUAAAAUUUCAUAUCAUCUGGUCUUUAUAUCUGAGAAUUAUUUUAUAAAUAACUAUUUUAUUACAAAAUCCAAUUGCUGUUUUAUUUACGUGGCAGGACUAAACCUUUCAAUGGAACUGAGUACUGAUAACUUUGACAGGGCUAACAUGGUUAUUUUUCUCCAUUUGACAGCUUGUGGUUUCUUUUGUGAACGCAUUUAUUUCAGACAACAAGUCACACGUGUGAUAUGUAGGCAUCAUACGAUCGAUGUUUUGAAAACUGAUGGUUUCCGUCCGAGAGAUUACAGUCCAGAAUCUUGUUACAAGUUAUUAUUAUUAUUAUUAUUAUUAUUAUUAUUAUUAUUAUUAUUAUUAUUAUUAUUAUCCAAUUACAAAAAUCAGAAGUAAUUGGAACAAAUCAUUAUCACUGUUUAUGAACAAAUCGAAACUUACAUGGUCAGGAUAUUUCAUUCUGAUAACCUCCGAGGUACCAAUGUACUACGUUAGAAAGGAAAACUAAAGCCGGCGUCAUGAAAUUUGCACCUUAGAACAGAAAUUUAUUUUCUCAUUUUAUAGGUAUGAAAGAUGUACCUACAUACAUGUGCAUAUAAAAGAAACUAUACUAAGAAAAAUCUACAGAAAUUUAAUUUAAAGGUAAAGUUGUCUAUCGCGAGCUCUGGGAGUUUGAACAUUGUGGUAAACAUCUGGAAUUUGUCAACUCAAAUUCCGGAUCCAUCGUUUAGUAAAGUUUAAUGAUUCGUAAUCAUUAAUUAAUAACUGAUUACAUAUUAGAUUGAAGUAUAUUUCUGUAACAUUGGUUAAUUAUAAGGUAGCAUUGUUUUGCUAGAUGGAGCUAGGUUUCAGGAUAUGAAACAGUGAUUACUUGAGGGAUAUUUCAGUUAAUUGAAAUAAGUGCUAAUAAUCUUGGAAGGGUGACCUUAUUACGAAGAUGAAUUUUGUCGCUGUAGCUAAUAUUAUUAGAAAUCAAUGUCACGAAGUAAAUGAAUUAAAGUAAUGGUAGUGUUAUGGUA